AUGACAAACAAAGCAUAUCUCAGGAUUGGUACAAUGUUUCGACGCAAGAUGGCGCGAGUGCUACUACUAAUGAUGGCUGUCGUUACGGUGGCGGCGGGAGCUUCCACCUCUGACGAAGAGGUGGCGCUAGCAAAUAUCACCAGGUCCGCAAGUGGAGAUUAUUUCUCGCUGAAAGGAUCAGACUGUGGGCCCACGCGUUGCAUGGAGGCUUCUCAUGGAACUGCCCUCUCAGCAAUCGGUGGUGCUGGUGACAGUGGCUGCCGCUGCCAAUGUCGUCGGGACACUCCCGCUUUUCGGGAGGAUCAGCACAUAUGCGUCAAUCAUAUUGAUGAAUGUCUGAUGGCAAGCUUCGGCCGUGGCGCGACGAAACCUCAAAUCCCCUUCGUUUUUUUACCGCUGAAAGGACAAAUCAUUUACCCGUCGAAAGAAAUUAUUUUUACUGAUGUAGAAGACGCAAUAUGCGCUGUGACAAGCGCUCAGUACCUGUCGCCCUCUGGAUGGGUGACCCUUCGCGACCUAAUCGACAACGACGUCCCCUUCGGUUUAUACCGAGACGAGGGGAGCACUUUCCUACAGUGGCGCGGGUCAGCGACAUUGCACGCGAGAUUGGAGGGACGUUUGGUCGCCGCUCAUGUUCUAUGUUCCUCGUCCACUCCCUCACGGCUUGUUGCCAGCUGCGCAGCAUUCCGCAUAGCAGGUGCAACCCAAAACGCUUUACUCGAUGUACGUUCAAUACCCUUCCACGCUGGCGAGCUAAUUACAUCGGAAUCAACGUCGCAAAAUCAGGGGCUCAGUGUUCUGGAGGCUUUAGCCAUUGGGGUGUGCGUGCUGCUACUGAUUUUCGUUUAUGCAGCUGGAAUUAUUUUCUAUGUUCAUUACAAGCAGAGGCAAAAGCGCAAAGAAAAGGACCCGGAACAAAACCAUGCAAAUACUAUGUCCACAGAUAACGGGUCUAUGGAAUCACGCAUCGAUAUGAGCAAUGUGAUGUUGAAAACCAAUCCCUUGUUAAAACUGAAUGGUAUGGGUGGUGAUUUCCUGCAUGACACGGGUUUUUCUGAUGGCAGUGAACGUAACGAAGAUACUCUUGACUCAUCCUCUAAUAACACACACACGCAUAAUUCUAUGCACAAGUUCCAGAAAUUAAAUGCCAACUCAGUGAUAUCUGCAAUGGUGCACUCAAGGAGGAAAAAGACUCUCAGGCCAUCUAUAAGAAAUGCAAGUUCACCAGAGCCAAUGAAUGAACGUGUCCAAAGGCGAUCAGCAUCACCUGAUACUCUAGAAAGAGCCCCACAUUCUGAACUGUCAAUUGUAGAUUGUACAAUGGAAAAUAAUAACUACAACGCAAACCGACAACUGCCACCUUCAAAUGGGGAUUCUUCGUAUAGAAAGAAAUUGUAUUUCAAUCCAGUCUUUUUCGAAACCGAACUUCUGAAGAAUCCACCACCAGCUGCAAUAGAAUUCUUGAUUAAAAUUCGAGAAGUUAUGUCAGUCGCUAAAGAAAAGAUGACAUCGAAACGAUUCAUCCCAAUACUAUCUGAUAUACCGGAGGAAGAUAUGUACCAUGCUGUAGAUCUAGGAUGGGACAUACCCUGCGCACGACGUGGUCGUAGAUUUAGUGCAAUAAGCCUUAAACAAGAGAACAGUCGCAAGACUGCCGUCUGUGGAGGAUGUCCAGGCUGCGAUAGUAAAGCAAAACCACAUAAGGUAGCUCUUACGAGAUCUAACUCUUGCAAGUCAUGUGUAAGUGAAGAUUAUAAACAAAGAAUAGUUAGAAAAUGGCUUGAUGAAGUGCCGUUGCCUACCAAUAAUGCUAAACCAAUGAAAUCUGUGGCAAAGGUUAAUGGAACUCCAAGAGUUAUAGAGCCUCCAAAGAAAGAAGAGCCGCGUCCUAAAUCUGAUGGAACAGUUAAAAAUGAGACAACGAAACCGAAGAUCACUGAAACAAAGCUUAAAGCAGAAAAGAAAUCCAAGAUUAUUGAAACCAAACCCAAAGUUUCGGAAAGUAAACCUAAGACUACGGACACUAAACCAAAAGUCACUGAAAUAAUAGCUAAAGAGAAUAUGCGGGACAUUGAUUCUAAAGAAAACUUUACUAAAGAACUUAACUUACAAGAAAUGAAAAUAAUCAGUAAACCAAUUAAUCCAAAAGAAAUUGAGAUCAUCAGAGUAACUACAGUUCCAGACCUCAAUGGGUUGAACAACCUUGUAAAUAUCAAUGAAGCUGACAAAAUACCAAAACCUGCUACUCCAACUCCUCCCCAAGAAAAGAAGAGUCCGUCAAGUCACACAUCUCGACGAAUUAGAAAGAAACUUCCACCACCACCACCUCCCCCCGCCGUUCCGCCAGAACUUCCUAAAGGAGAUGAUGAAGAGGCACCAAUACCACCCGAAGUCAAAGUAAAGAUGGAAGCAGUUAUACGUGAGCUGAAUACUUGCAGACGUGUAGAGCCAAUAGAGAUAGAAGAAAUGAAACUGGAAACUAUCGCUCCAAUUGCACCUAAAAUAGUUAUACCCGUAAUAGCAGCCGAUAACCACUACUACAGUGAUGACAAUACGCUCUCCACAAGAAAGAAAAAGCAAAUUUAUGGCAGUCAAGAUAACUUUAUGGAGUUUGAUAGUUUGGAGCGUAACAUGCUUAAGAGGCGCAGAUUCUCAGUCGCUUGUGGACCAGAGUUAUUCCAUAAUGAUAGAUUUGAACAUGGUCACAAUUUGUUAGACACUAGAGAACGGCUAACAAGUAGCUGGCUAGACGUUAAGAAGACUGAAAAUCCUCCAGUUGUAAAUCAAAUCAUAACAACGAACGAAGUAUUUAUUCAAAGCAUGGAACCUACGUAUAAUAAUCUUGAUGAUCUAUCAAAGCCUGGUCCAUUAACCAUACAAGUCCGCGGUUCUCCGAUAGAAAGUCGGCGCAAUUAUAACAAAGAUGAUUUUGAUCCGGACACUCUUGACAGGCGUGAUACAAAGAAACGUGUAGAGAAAAUACUGCUGAAGUCAGCCGGCAGCUUCAAGUACAAGUCGACGUCAUCAGAGAGUGAAUCAUGCAGGAAAUCACCAAUAGCUAUCACGACUCGAAAGAUUGGCAAUCUGAGACAAAUAUACGAAGCUAAGGCAAAGGCACAAGAAGAAGAAAUGAAGUUCUAUAGCAGACGUGGAAGCGUUACAUAUGGUCAAGAUCUGUCCGCAUUUAUUAGAUCUGGUAAGACUCCAGAUCUGAUCAGACACAUUGAGGGACAAAAGGAUCCUAAACCUCCGAUACCACCAAAACAACGCCGAGGUUCUGAGUUCUACAGUUCUACCCGAGAAAGUCCACCUGGAGAUCGCCGUAGAAUGUUAGAAGACAGGGACAAAUUCUCCCAAUACACCAGACUUGAUAAUUUGAACGCUCGACGAUCCGGACGUCGAUCUGCCAGGACUAGAUCACGAAGAACUGAUAUUAGAAAACUAUACAGAACCGAAGACUCUGGAUACAUGAGUACAGACUCAAAUGAAUCGAAAUGUAGAGCGCGUUACUUGAUGCAAUUGAGACCCGUGAAGACCAUUGUGCCAGAUCCUAUUCCAGUUCCAGCCACUCGAACUACUGUUGUGAAAACAUCUGUUCUGCAAAUAGAAUCCGACACUGAUGAUUUGGAAUCGCUAUGUGAUGGAAGAAGUGAAUCAGGUGGUGAGAGUGUCGAAACGGAUUCAGUCUUCUUUGGCAAUUUCGAUGAUUCGAAAGAGAUGUUUGCUGAAUUGGGUCUGAGUGCUUUUGAGCCUCAAAAUAAGAUGAUGCAGAGUCACGAACAGAUUGAUUCAGGGUUUAUGGGAGAGACCAAUAUAAUUUUAAGUGGAGACAGCGAUUCAGAGCAUAGGAGUGUGAUAUCUAUUAUGACUGGGCACGAUGGCAGAGCUUCAGCUGCCUCAAUUAGCAAAUUAGACGAAGCACCUUAUAUGCAUACCAUAGAGUGUUGA
Messenger RNA from Spodoptera littoralis (African cotton leafworm), 3948 nucleotides. NCBI's taxonomy places the organism in Eukaryota, Metazoa, Arthropoda, Insecta, Lepidoptera, Noctuidae. The record is from the annotation of a GenBank genome assembly.